AUUGUACAUAAAAUAUUUUACAUUUUAUAAACUAUUUAUGUAAACGAUGUAAUGACGUGUUGUGUUGGCCUGUCCAUCAAAGUUUAUUGGCCCCACAGUUUUGUUAGGAGAGUUGCUAAGAUACGAGCGGACAGGACUGUCCCGUAGACCCGUACCACAACUGCUCUUAUUGAUGUUUACUGAAAGGUUGUGAUAUAGUUGUGCUUAAUACGAUUAAAAUGUCUGACAACGAGGAAGAUCAAGGGCCUAAGAGUACCUUUACCACCUAUAUGGCUGAAGGUGACCAGCUGUUUCAGAAGGGCGAGUAUGUCAAAGCUAUCGAGUGCUUUUCCAUGGCUUUAAAUUUACAGCCAGAUGAUAAGAACUGUCUGGUAGCCAGAUCCAGGUGUUACAUGAAAUUAGGUGAUGCAGAGAGCGCGCUGAAAGACGCCGAGACGUCCCUCAAAAACAACAAAAACUAUUUCAAGGGUCUGUAUCAGAAGGCUGAAGCCCUCUACACUAUGGGUGAUUUUGAGUUUGCAUUGGUCUACUAUCACAGAGGCCAUAAGCUACGUCCAGAGCUACAGGAGUUCAGACUGGGAAUCCAGAAAGCUCAAGAGGCAAUCAACAACUCAGUGGGCAGUCCUUCUUCUGUGAAGUUGGAAAAUACAGGAGACCUGUCUUUCUUCCACAAGUCUAAUGGGGUUCAUCCCAAUCAUUCUCAUAAGAAGGAAUCCAAAAAGCAUGGCCAGAAGAUGUGCAAAUAUGAAAAAACAGCCAAGCUACUUCUGGGAGAAUUGUACAGUGACAGAGAAUACUUAGAUAAACUUCUACAAGAUGAAGAUCUUAUAAAAGGUAAGAUACGAACAGGAGAGCGUGUGCAAGAUCUGAUCGUGGGCUGUAUCUCCUAUCUGGACACGCGGACAGCAUUCUGGCAGCAGCAGAAGCCCAUCUAUGCUCGUCAACGAGACAGAAAACUAAUGCAGCAGCAAUGGAACCGGGUUCGACACAAGCCACCUUCAGACCCGACCCGAUAUGUCCUCACCAGUCUGGAGGAAAUUGACAAAGCCUUGAGUGCCGGCAAUGCAGAAAGUGGCCUAAAGAAGGCCCGCGAGCUCAUAAAGGUGGUGAAGGAAUGGUCUGAGCAGGUGCUGCCCAACAAGAGAGAAGUGCUUGGGAACCUGCACAGCUGCAUUGGCAAUGCAUUGAUGGAUCUUGGGAAUAUGGACAAGGCUCUGCAUCAUCAUGAGAAAGAUCUGGAGCUGGCCAAGAAAGGUGACCUGACGGACAGUAAAUCCAGGGCUCUUGACAACAUUGGCCGUGUGUACGCACGGAUUGGCAAGUUCCAACAAGCUAUAGAAGUCUGGGAGGAGAAGGUGCCUUUAGCAUGUGGCGGGUUAGAGAAAGCCUGGUUGUUCCAUGAGAUCGGCCGCUGUUACCUUGAGCUGAAGCGCUACAACGAAGCACGAGACUAUGGCUCCCGCUCUCUCACGGCAGCGAAUGACAUCACUGAUGAGAAAUGGCAGCUCAAUGCCAGUGUGCUCAUGGCGCAGGCCGAAUUGAAGCUGGGUAACUACAAGGCCAGUGUGUUGCACUUUGAGAGAGCACUGGACCGGGCAAAACUGAUGCAGGACCACUCUGCCAGCGAAGCCAUCCAGAAGGCUCUUCGUGAAGCAAGACACAGAGUGACCCAGUAAGAAGAGAAACCCAUCUGAAUAAAAUGUCUGCAAUCCACCUCCAAGACAAGUCAGAACUAAUGCAUCCUUACUAGUGGAAUAAAAUCUGCCUGAGGAACAUUGUG
This is a messenger RNA of Pimephales promelas (fathead minnow), 1780 nucleotides long. It is a transcript of the gene odad4, whose product is annotated as outer dynein arm docking complex subunit 4. Gene Ontology annotation, cellular component: cytoplasm. NCBI's taxonomy places the organism in Eukaryota, Metazoa, Chordata, Actinopteri, Cypriniformes, Leuciscidae. Gene Ontology annotation, molecular function: protein binding. The record is from RefSeq and is a predicted model, not a curated record.